Messenger RNA from Notolabrus celidotus (New Zealand spotty), 6396 nucleotides. It is a transcript of the gene tcf19l, whose product is annotated as transcription factor 19 (SC1), like. The coding region runs from base 951 to 2651 and encodes 566 amino acids. NCBI's taxonomy places the organism in Eukaryota, Metazoa, Chordata, Actinopteri, Labriformes, Labridae. The record is from RefSeq and is a predicted model, not a curated record. Gene Ontology annotation, biological process: regulation of gene expression. Gene Ontology annotation, molecular function: protein binding. The transcript has 6 exons. Gene Ontology annotation, cellular component: nucleus.
CAAGGAAGCCCAGGGACUGGCGCGCCAAAUUUCAAAGGACUUCCUCCUGGGAGGAAAGGAGACGAAAGGCUGAACUGAAGUCUGGGAAAGAAAGGCGAUUAAAACCUGCAGAAACUAUUGAACUUUGUACAAGAACAUAUAAACUAACUGUGCAGUCGGAGGGGUCGACGCUGCUGGAGGAUUAACUCACGUAGAGUCACCGAGAAGCUCUGUUAUUAUCAGACAGUCCUCAGCGUUACACCCUGUCACACUCCCACCUGUGAGACAGCUGAUGUUAGUUGAUGUCAGGAGCAGGUUUUUUAAUCUCACACACACACACACAUAGAGAGGAUCAGAUGACAGCUGGAAUAUUAAACUUCAAAACUAUGAAAAGCUAAAAGUCACGGCUGUCAAGUUCCCCGGCAGGUUUUACUUUCCACUGUUUCCAAUGUUUGCUGUACCUCUCCCUUUAGUGGCGUUAUGACACACACGCUGUCCACUUUGCUGGAGGUUUUUAGUCCCAAAUCUACCUUCUCAUCGCCUCCACUUCAUGUCGCAUUUAAUCUGUUUGAGUUGAGCUCAUAACGGUGUGUAGAGGCACUCUUUAACAGCUUAUUCACACUCUCUCCAUCCUCAUUAUUUAUUCAUGUGUUCACAGCAGGACUCAAGUCAUUCACUUUUUAAAUUAAUGCAAACAUCUGCUGCUGUAAGCUGCUGCACCUGCCUGUAACCUUCACGCUCGCUGCUCAAAGCCCAGAAUAUUUGAUCUUUUAUUGCAGCUUUAUGUUAGCAGUCAGCGCUCUUUGGUGGAACCUAGAUGCUUUUAAUUUAACUUCUGCACAUUAGCCAACAGUCGUACCCCACAAUGGAUCGCAGCCUCCUGUAGCUCAGGGUCUGUCACAGACAGGGUGUGGCCUCUGGGUGGGGCAGGGGGAGAGUGUUGCGGUGGCAGACAAUCAAACCCUUCAGUCAUGCUGUCCGGGGUGCAGCCAUGCUUCCAGCUUCUUCGGAUCGGUUCCUCCGCCGGAGACUCGGCCCGGGACCUGUACACGUUCAGGCCGGCGCUGAACCACUCUGUGUUCCGUCUGGGCCGAGCGGCGGAGGUGUGCGACGUCACGCUGGACUCCACGUCGGUGUCCCGGAUCCAUGCUGAGCUGCACGCAGAAAGAGAGGGGAGCGGAGGUGAUGCAGCCCCCCGCGAGGAGGGCUGGACGGUUCACAUCAAAGACAGGAGCAGUCAUGGUACCUGGGUCAACGAGGUCCGCCUGCAGCCGGGCAUCCAGUGGGAGCUCUCUGACAACGACACGCUGACCUUCGGUAGCCAGUCGGCUUCUGGCAGCUCUGAGUUUUACUUCAUUUUCCAGAAGGUCAAAGUUCGGCCGCUGGAUUUCGAUGCCAUCACAAUUCCAAAGGCGGGAACAUUCUCCUCGGACUUACAAAACCGGAUCAGAACCAACCUGGACCGCAAAGUGGCCGCCAACCUGGACCUGUCCAAGAUGUCCAUCAACCGAGCAACCGUCAUCCUCAACUCCAUCGGCAGUCUGAGCAAGAUGAAGGGCAGCGCCUGGACCUUUAAGAGGAGCCACAGUGUCGACGGAGCCGCCUCAGACCCCGGCUCCUCCUCCUCGCCCCCGCUGGCUGUGGGCUUCUCCUCUCUGCUCCCUCCCUCCACACCUCCAUCCUUCUCAUCCUCCUCCGCAGCCUCAGUGCCUUCAACGAAGUCCCUCCAGCCGACGUCCAGGAGCAGGAGGAAGUCUGCUCACACGGUGCUGCUGGAGGACGACAGCUCAGACGAGCCCAGGAGUCGAGUAGCUCUACCAGGAGUCGUGGAGGAUGGACAGAGAGCGAGGGCGAAGAAGAGACGGCGGCUCUACAUGUCUGAUUCAGAGAGCUUCUGCUCCGCUCCUCCUCCUCCUCUCCCGCUGCAGCCAAAGAGCCACAGCGACGUCCGGCGCCCGCUGGAGGCCAAACCUUUCCCCGUCGGCAUCAGGACAAUCGGAAGUUUCCACGGCGCCAUGACCAACAGCCGACUGAACCAGCACCUCCUGCAGGCAUCGUUCACAAACCCCGCCGUGCACAAACAGGAGGUGCAGACGGUGCACCGAGUCCAGACGGUGAUGCACGGGAACAUCUCGGCUUUCCGUCAACAGAAACCUGCACACUGUUCCACGACGGCCCAGAGAGGCAGGCGGAGAGCCAACAGCUCCCCCGUCUUCUCCCCUCUGGUGGUCGGAGGGGAGAACUACAGCCUGGCUUCCCCGUCAGUGAGGAUCCGCACAGAGGAGAGAGGGAGAGUGACGUUCAACAGAUAUCACCACCCAGCAAGCAAACGACGAGGGCGCCCCAGGAAACACCCUCUCCCUCCCCGGCCCUCCCUGCCCUCUCCAUCCUCCUCGUCCUCCUCCUCCACCUCCUCAGCCUCCUCCUCCUCCGGCUCCUCCUCGUCUUCCUCCUCCGAUGAAGAUGACGAAGAAGAGGAAGAGGAGGAGGGAGUGACGGGCGGGGCGGUGGAGCCGUGCGCGGCCCCUCGGUGCCGGCUGCCCCAGCAGGACACGGUGCAGUGGAUCCAGUGUGACGUGUGCGAUGCCUGGUUCCACAUAGACUGUCUUCACGUGGACCGCAAGAAGCUGCUGAGGGACCCCAACGCAGACUUCCACUGCGGGUGUCGCUGAAACGACGGGGGGAACCGAGUUUGAGAUGUAGAACUGUGACGCUCCAGUUUAGACUUUACAGAUUUCUCUCAUCAAAUCUUCACCUUCUUGAACACCUCGUGUGGUAAUCAGACUUCUCUCUACGGACCAGCUGCUACUUCUUCUCAUGUCCACUGAGCUGCUCUCCUCGUGCAUGCAGUCAAGUUUUCAUACCUCAACACAACCUCAAGAAAAGAAAAAAAAGGGUUCUUUCUAUUCUUCUAUCCUGAUCCUCUCCAUGUUUGAGGAUCCAGUCACACAGCUGCUUCACAAACCUCUCGCCAGACUCAGGAAACUCUCUCUCUUUGGAGGAUGGAGGCAAAUCUGUAAUGAGCUGUCUCAGGCCUGAUUUCACUUUGGCUCUGGCUGCCUGGAGAGGCUCGACCAGGGGCGGGGAAACAUGAUGAAAUGCCUCUAUGUACACUCCCACGGUGGCUUGUGUUGACCACAGGGCAGGUGGUGUUCAGGAAGAUUAAUGAAAUGUUUCAGACCAGGCUGCUACAGUGCGAGUCCAAACAGGACGGUACAACUGUUCCACAUGUCACCCAGCAGCUACGGUCUCUGUUUCAGCGACCUGAGCUGAAUGGGAUCACUUCAGAACAUAAAACUCAACGUGCUCGGCCAGAAAAGCUCUGACUGUAAAAAAAAAAAAAAAAAAGGAAGAGAAACAGUGCUGUGCUUGUGUUUCUGUGCCUCUGCCAAAACAAAACUUUAUGAAAAGUCUCCGAGCGUUCCUCCCCGGCGGCGGCAGCUGUCUCGGAGUGGGCGUGUGAUGUUUCAAGACAAUUAAACCGCAGAAAAAGUGUCAGCAGACUUCCACAGUGGCUGCUGAUGAGAGGUGCUCUCGGGACGCUAAUCAAAUGUUUGAAGACACUUCAGCAGAAGCAGCUGCCGGGUUUUAAAAGGAAGGGGGGUGAGGUGUGUGUACAGAGGGACCGUGUUGUUUGGAGAUGUCUGAGUGCAGGCUGGCAGGGUGUCUGCUGCAGGUUUGGGAGGACUCAUUACCGGUGAAAUGUUGAGAAAUACAAACAGCUGAUGGAACGGGAGAAUCAGGAAAUGAUGUAAUUAAUGUAAUGUCUCAGAUGAGUCCAAGGUCAGAGUCUCUUUUCUCUACACUACUGAAAUCUGAGCCGAAGCAGAGUCCUUUAAAACGGGCUGAUCUGAUCUGGAGUUCUGCAAAGUGACGCUCCAGUAUUUCAGCUCAGGUGUCACUUGAAUGAAAACAAAACAAAGCUAGAAUUCCUCCAUUAACUUCUGAAGCACCUUUUUCUAUUUAAUCCUAAAAUUUGACUUAGGAUGACUCGUCUGGGGGGGAAACCGGCAGUAGCAGUUUUAGCAGUCAGAGUUCAAAUUCUGUGUAAUAAUUGCUACAAUCACUCUGAUGCAGAGUCAGUCAGAUAACAGGAAGCUGUUCAAUAUUAUUUCUGCGUUGUUGUUGUUGUUGUGUAAAAAAAAAAAAGAAGUGUUGACCUGUUUUUAAUUUCCUCUUACCACUCUCACACACCUGCAGGUUGAGAGUGAGAGGGGAAAAAAAGAGGGGUGUGUAGAUAAGUUGAUUCUCAAGCAAUAAGAUAGGAAUCUAAAGAAAAACUAAAAACUUUAUUUUUUAGUCGUUGAAGAAAAAGCUGCAAAGAAAAAAAAACAUGUUCUUCAUUUAUUUUGAGCUGAUUGGUUUUAAAGAUCAGUGUUCAGUGAAAACCAGAAGAGUGUAUUUAAUGUAAUAAAUGUAGUUUUAUAUGUCAGGGGAUCAUUUCAUCACAGUUUUAACAACAGUUGAAAAAAAAUGCCAGGUUUCAUUACUGCAGUACUUCAUUAUCCACUGAGAACUCCUUAAAAGACGUGUGGUGGAUUUGUGAAGUUGAUCAUCAGUCGGUUGUUUUCUGCUUCUGUAUUUCUUAAAAAACAGAGUUUAACACUUUCUUCUGCCAGUCAAAGAUUUUUAAGUGUUGCAUCUUUUUUUUUUUUGUCACCUAAUUUUUUUAUCUGGUAAUAUAUUCGAACGCCUGUUUAUGUAGAAAAAAAAAAAGUGCCAUCUCCAUCUCCACUUCUCCUGUCGGUGUUGUUCACAGUGUCACGCUGCUGUGCGAGCGCUGUCACUUUCAUGCCAAACCGUCGUAAAUGUCUUAAGAAAGCUGUUUUUGGAAGUAAGAUAUGUGCUGCCUGUACGAGGGUGCUACUUUUUAAUUGGAGGGAAACUGGCAGUAUGACACAAAACAAUAAAAAUAGAGUAUUAAUCAUGUUGUGUUUAAGAGAGAGCCAAGUGCUACGUCAAUGCGAUACAAAAAGAAGCUCCUAAAAUGUCGACUGUCUCAGAUUUAUUCCUUUUAGUGUCACACUGCCAGCUCUGUCUUUGAGUUAGAACAAGUUCAGCUUUUCAGGUAAUGCAGAUUUGACUUCAAGACCAACAAAAAACGAGCCAAUCCACAGAAAUAGGUUCAGUUUUUUUAAAUCUUAAGGAAGCCGCUCCCUCAGCCCUCUUUCCGGGGUCUGACUGAACCUCUUGCAACUUAAGUCACAUCAACACUUGGAUAGAAAUCUAGUUUCUUAAUCCAUUAAUGCUAAAUCAAACCUUUUCAUGUAAAAGUUAAAGCUCCUGUGAGGAACUUUCUGUUUGUGUCGAUUUUGGCGCCCCCUGUUGUCAAAGUGUAUCUCAGAAACAUGUUCAUCCCUAAGUUAGCCGCCCCAUCAGCCCUCUUUGAAAUCCCCAAAUAAUCCAGGAUCCCACUGAACCUCUCACAACGCAAGUCAUAUCAACACUUGGAUCAAAAUCUAGUUUCUUAAUCCAUUAAAGAAAAAACAAACCUUUCAUGUAAAAGUUAAAGCUCCUGUGAGGAACUUUCUGUUUGUGUUGAUUUUGGCGCCCCCUGUUGUCAAAGUGUAUCUCAGAAACAUGUUCAUCCCUAAAUUAGCCGCUCUCUCAGCCCUAUUUGAAAUCCCCAAAUAAUCCAGGAUCCCACUGAACCUCUCACAACGCAAGUCACAUCAACACUUGGAUCAAAAUCUAGUUUCUCAAUCCAUUAAAGCAAAAUCAAACCUUUCAUGUAAAACUUAAAAUUUCUGUUUGUGUUGAUUUUGGCGCCCCCUGUGGAGACGAGUGAAAGAGGCCGUUCCUGCACGGUGCUGUAAACUGCCCCCCCUCUACGGUGCUCACAGUUUUGUCAGUGUUGUUGUUGAUGGUCUAGUUUGCUUUUGGAGGUGGUAAAGAGACAUCACUGUUAAAUUCAGUGUUUUGAAACUCUUCACAGGAGCUUUAAAGUUCUAAAUGUAACCAUAAAUCACAACGUUUAACCUCGUACCUGUAAAAUGAAACUGAAGUGUUGUGGUCGAGUUUCUGUGUCACCUUUUUGAUCAUUGGACUGUUUUUAUUGUCACUAUUCUGUGUCUGUCAUCUUCUAAACCUCCAUCACUCAAGGCCUGACUUCUUCACCGAGUCUAAAUCAAACAUGCCUGAAUGUGUGAGACUCUUGGUGGUGUGCGCCGCCUCUCUUCUGAAUCUCAUGUCAAAGAGAUGUUUUUUGUAAAUCCGGGCACAUUUCAUGAAUCAGUUUCUCAUCUCCUCGCUCUUCUUCACUUUAAUCACCACAUUCAGAUGCAGACGCAGCACAGUGUCUGGCUUUGUUGUUGUUUGUUUGGGUUUGUACAGAAUUAAAGCAAUUGUUGUGAUUCUCUGAGAUGUGAUCGGCAUCAAAGUUAUCAGAGAAGAAAUAAAGACUAUUUAGAAAACCUC